UAACUCAAAAAUGUUCAGUUCAUUAAGAUUAGCAACCAUGCGCUCGCACAAAAGUCGAGCAAGGCCUGGAAGUGUUGCGACUUCAGCAAGCUCUGAAUCUACACGUCCAGAGGAAAUUGGUCAGCAGCAAUUCUAUCCCAGUAACUUCCUGGUUCUCGAUGAAAGUGAAGGAUCGAGCCCACUCCCUUCCAGCGUAUCAUCUAAGGUAGCUCAAGUCAGGGUUGAGCGAGAAGGAGGUAGCUUAGGAGUUACAUUACGAGGCGGAGUUGCCAGAGCUUUAGUCGUGACGGGAGUUCGAGCAGAUGGGCCUGCUGCGAGAGAAGGUAGAGUAAGACCAGGUGAUCGCCUACUGGCAGUUGAUGAGACCGAGCUCAGGGGUUUGACGUUAGCAGAGGCACAAAGAGCUUUGAGACGAAGCUCUGAUGCUCUGGUUGCUUCACUGACUAUAGAGUAUGAUGUUGCUAAUAUGGAAGAAGCUCGAGCCGCCACUUCCGGACCACUUCUCGUCCAGCUUGAGCGUGGAUUCUCUGGAGAACUUGGCCUAACUGUCAGAGAGACUCCUAAUGGGGUGUGUAUCGAAAGUUUGAGGCCAGCUAGCACUGCUGAUCGAUGUGGAGCUCUUCAGCCAGGUGAUCGUUUAUUGGCAGUAGAUGAAAUGCCGGUUCAAGAUGCAGUUUCAGCGGCCAAAUUGCUCCGUAAUGUUGCAGAAAAUUGCCGGAUAGCUAGGCUUCAAAUUCUACCCAGACCACCUAGCGCAUCAUCUAGGACAGUAAAGAGAAGAGCCCAACCGCAAGCUCAACAAAGUUCUUCUCAGACUUUAUAUACUAAAGAAAGUUUAACUGCGGUGCUAAGACCUGAUCAUAGAGGUCUUGGGUUAUCUUUAAGACCAGCAGAAGACCGCCUCACAUACAUUGUAGAUUUAUUAGAAGCUGGAGGUCCUGCGGAGCGAAGUGGCGUUCUUUUACCUGGGGACAAGGUUCUUGCCAUUAAUCGAAGAAUACUACGAGACUUACAGCCCACAGAAGUUGCAGCUCUUCUCGAAGCUUCUCAGGUCGAGCUGGUAACAGAAUACAAAGUUGGAGGAGCUGUGGUUCCCAGCUCUGGGGUUUUCACAGUAAGAGUAGCGAGACCACUGGGUGGGCAGCCCGAUUUAGGACUGACGGUAAAUGAAGAUUUAGCUAUAGCCGAAGUUCGUCGAGGAUCGCUAGCUCAUCGAACAGGGAGUCUGGCACCUGGUGAUAGACUUUUAGCAAUCGAUGGCCAAAAGUUAGAUCCAGGAGACCUGCGACAAGCUGCUCAAUUAUUACACAGACCUGGAAGUUCCGUGGUAGCUCUCACAAUUAGAAAGCCAGACACAGCUACAGAUACAAGGGAGUCGAGUAUAGGAAAUGAUACGGUGCAGCCUCAGUAUACAGGAGGCAAUCUCAGAUCCGCUCGAGAGAGCCUUCCCAGUGUUGACAGUGCCGUAGACUCAUGGGGGGAUGUCGGUGAAGGUGUCGGUCCUGGCCCAGAACUCCUACGGCUCUGGGAAACGGCUUCAGUAGACAGUGGUCAACUGGAUUUAUCUAUGCCACCAUAUCCAGGAUCCCCUGGGAGAAAUGGCACUGAAAAUAGAUCUCAGCAAAUAGUUCAUGUUUGCCUUCAUAAAGACCCUGUGUACGAGGAUUUUGGAUUCUCCGUUUCAGAUGGUUUGUAUGAACGUGGUGUCUAUAUCAACAGGCUGCGGCCUGGUGGGCCGUGCGACGGUAUUUUAAGACCGUUCGACCGUAUUCUACGGGUUAACGAAGCAAGUACAGAAGACUGCGACUGUUGUCUGGCUGUUCCAUUGAUUGCUGCUGCUGGACCUCGUUUGGAUCUCACAGUUGCGAGACCCCUUUCUCCACAAAAUAUCACAAAAACACUAUAGACACUGAAUCGAAACAAAAAAUUUUUUUUUAAUUUAUCGUAACAGGUAGGGUGCAAACGAACCAAACAUUUAAUUAAUCUAUUUUUGUACACGAGCGUUUAUUUAUAAAAAUAUAUAUUACA
This is a messenger RNA of Athalia rosae (coleseed sawfly), 2028 nucleotides long. It is a transcript of the gene Grip, whose product is annotated as glutamate receptor-interacting protein 2. Bases 11 to 1906 code for a protein of 631 amino acids. Lineage: Eukaryota; Metazoa; Arthropoda; Insecta; Hymenoptera; Athaliidae. The record is from RefSeq and is a predicted model, not a curated record. The transcript has 5 exons. Gene Ontology annotation, biological process: neurotransmitter receptor transport, endosome to postsynaptic membrane. Gene Ontology annotation, molecular function: protein binding.